Molecule: messenger RNA, 1057 nt
Organism: Drosophila ficusphila
Lineage: Eukaryota; Metazoa; Arthropoda; Insecta; Diptera; Drosophilidae
Product: peroxiredoxin 1
Exons: 2
Coding region: 134-718 (194 amino acids)
Biological process (GO): cellular response to stress; response to oxidative stress; removal of superoxide radicals
Cellular component (GO): cytosol
Molecular function (GO): thioredoxin peroxidase activity
Source: RefSeq, a predicted model, not a curated record
GUAUAUAGUUUCACGAUCUCGACCAUUCGCGAAUAAAAGUCGUGCCGAAAGGUUAGCGCUGAAGCUUGAGAAGCUAUAGAACCCACGCGGAAGUCGAGCAAUUACCGAGUUUACCAAGAAAACUAAAGCUACAAUGCCCCAGCUGCAGAAACCCGCUCCCGAGUUCGCCGGCACCGCCGUGGUCAACGGCGUGUUCAAGGACAUCAAGCUGAGCGACUACAAGGGCAAGUACCUGGUGCUGUUCUUCUAUCCGCUGGACUUCACCUUCGUCUGCCCCACGGAGAUCAUCGCGUUCUCGGAGAGCGCCGCCGAGUUCCGCAAGAUCAACUGCGAGGUGAUCGGCUGCUCCACGGACAGCCAGUUCACCCAUCUGGCCUGGAUCAACACGCCCAGGAAGCAGGGCGGUCUGGGCAGCAUGGAGAUCCCCCUGCUGGCCGACAAGUCGAUGAAGGUGGCCAGGGACUACGGAGUGCUGGAUGAGGAGACCGGCAUCCCCUUCCGCGGCCUGUUCAUCAUCGAUGACAAGCAGAAUCUGCGACAGAUCACCGUCAACGAUCUGCCCGUGGGCCGAAGUGUCGAGGAGACCCUGCGUCUGGUCCAGGCCUUCCAGUACACCGACAAGUACGGCGAGGUGUGCCCCGCCAACUGGAAGCCCGGCAAGAAGACCAUGGUGGCCGAUCCCACCAAGUCCAAGGAGUACUUCGAGACCACCUCCUAAGCACGAGAGAAGCUAUUGUCAGCCCGUCUUUUUUUUUUGUGUUUUGUUGGCGGGGGCUGCUCCUGGCGAGCGGGAGCUGAUUCGAAUCGCAACCCCCCGCCAGCAAAUACAUACCUAUACCAUACCAUAUAUAUCCUACAUAUAACCCUAGAUCGUAGCGAGGAGCAGAGAAGAAACUGUGCGAAGAACCAAACCUUUACUGGCAACAUAAACUAAACAAGUUAGAAUAACAACUGCAGCAGCUGAACGUAAAGUGAUCUGUUCAUUAUUUUCGUGUGUAUGCUUUUUUUUACCAUUCAACCACAAUAAAUAUACAUAAUAUGAUUGUACGGAAGAAAA